This is a messenger RNA of Impatiens glandulifera, 1917 nucleotides long. RefSeq names its product protein FAR-RED IMPAIRED RESPONSE 1-like. NCBI's taxonomy places the organism in Eukaryota, Viridiplantae, Streptophyta, Magnoliopsida, Ericales, Balsaminaceae. Gene Ontology annotation, molecular function: zinc ion binding. The coding region runs from base 1 to 1917 and encodes 638 amino acids. The transcript has 2 exons. Gene Ontology annotation, biological process: regulation of DNA-templated transcription. The record is from RefSeq and is a predicted model, not a curated record.
AUGAUAAAUUGGGCGAAAAGAGCUGGUUUGGAAAAUGGUAUUGUGGUAGUGAUUAAAACAUCUGCUAAUUUAAAAGGCGGUAAGUUGCCAAAGUGUCAUUUAAUGUGUGAAAGAGGAGGAAAAUACAAACUGCCACGGUAUUUUGUCGAUGGGCAAUCCUUUAAAAGGAAUACAGGGACAAAAAAAUGUGAAUGCCCAUUCGAGCUGCGAGGUGUACCAAUACCUCCAGAAGGUGUGAUGUGGCAUUUAAGGGUUGUAUGUGGUUUCCAUAACCAUCAAUUAGCAGAAUCUAUGUAUGGUCAUGAGUACCCGUCUAGGUUAAAACCAAUGGAGCUACAGUUUGUGCUUGACAUGGCCAAUAGCACCGCACCUCGUGAAGUUCUUAAUAUAUUGAAACAAAGAGACCCGUCAAACACUACAGGGAUCAAAACCAUUUACAAUGCCAUUUUCACAAAUAAAUCUGCCAAACGGGCCGGCCUAAAUCAAGUCCAGUAUGUCUUGGAGCAGUUAAUUAAAAAAAAUUACCUCCAUGAUUACCGUACAAAUCCAGACACCAAUGAAAUUACGGAUAUUAUUUGGGUUCACCCUAAAAGUCUGUUACUUUUUGUCAAUUGUCCAUCCGUGUUGAUCAUUGAUGCCACAUAUAAGACCAAUGAGUAUCGGUCACCACUAUUGGAGGUUGUGGGUAUCACAUCCACAAUGCGAACUUACUCGCUUAUGUUCGCAUAUCUAAGCAAUGAAAGGGAAGAGCAACUAACAUGGUCAUUAGGUACCUUAAAAAAGUGGAUGCUUGAAAAGGGGACAUUGUUGCCAUCAGUGUUUGUUUCCGAUCGGGAUAUGGCGCUCAUUAAUGCCAUUGAAAUAUGUUUUCCUACGGCACGUCACAUCCUCUGUAUUUGGCACAUAAACCAGUGCGUAAUGAAAAAAUGUAGGCCUAUGCUUGGUCUAAAGUGGAACAAGUUUAAUGCGUCAUGGCACUCGCUCAUUAAUUCAUCCACACAGUGGUCUUACCAUCAUAAGUGGAAAGUCAUGCGCGAGGAGUACAGACGAUUCCAGGGUGCCCUAAAUUACCUUUGGGAGACAUGGUUACACUCUUACAAAGAGCGAUUUGUUUCAGCAUGGAUUGAUACAUGUAUGCACCUCGGGAGUAAUUCAAGUCAAAGGGCGGAAGGGGCACAUGCGAGACUUAAAAUGUAUUUGGGGGAUACCAUGUCAUCCCUGGAAACAUCUUUUAUAAAAAUACAUAAGAUGUUAACAAAUCAGUUUGGGGAAAUUCAAAAGUCGUUCGAGAGAUCUCUCAACAUUCCACGCCAUACACAUUUACAUGACAACAUUUUUUAUCAAGUAAGGUGUCGAAUUUCACUACAGGCAAUGGAGUUUAUUAAUGCUGAGCUGAAAUGCGCCGAGGAAGCAUCUCACCAACUAGCUGGCAAAUGCAACUGUUCAAUUAAAACAAUAUACGGAUUGCCUUGCAAGCAUGAUCUUGCACAUUAUCGUUUCCUUUCCAUUCCAAUUCCAAUACAAAGUAUCAACGCUCAUUGGAGGAGGUUGUCUAUGAACGGUCAUGAAUACCAUGACGACGGAGCACGAGCUAACAGGACAUCUAAAGUUGUUGAGAUAUUAGAUGGGAUGGAUCCACAAAUGCGAGAGCAAAUGAUAGAUCGAUUUUUUAAUAUUGCGGAUCCAUCUCAAAGUACAGUUCGAGCCCCUUCGUACAAUACAGAACAUAGAGGUCGACCUACAGGAAAAGAUGAGCAGAGCAAACGUCGCAUACCUUCUUUUGUUGAUAUAUCCACUUCAAGUUCUAGGGCCACUCAAACGAAUGCAACGUCUCGAAAGAGAGGACGUGGGAGGGGGUCGGGGGUUCGCAAUACUCUGUCGACCCAUGAUCACCCUCCCCGUUUCACCCUUCCGUGA